AUGUUGUUACAUUUUGCUAAACAAGGGCACAUAACUCUUCCUUUGCCUUCUGAAGCCAUAAAGAUUAUUGAAGAUCAGUUGAAAAGUGGCAGCAGCUGUAGAAGUACAAGAAUUUCAGUUCUUAGACAGAUUGAUAGUUGGGGAGUUGGCAUUAGAAAGCCUAAUUAUGAAGAAAUUUACAACAGAAUGAGAAAGAUGACUACUUUGUUAUAUAUGUUUGCUUCUGAUGAAAAUGCAUCUAUUUCCAUCUGGUUAAAUGUAAAGCUAGCAGAACAAAACUAUUGCAUUUUUGAAAUCUAUCUUUCUGUUUAUAAUGAUGGUAAAAAACAAUUUGCCUUUGGAUUUCAAUCACCAAUGCAAGUUUCAAUCAUGAGAAUCUCGCAAUCUUUUUGUCUCAAUGCCACCCAUUCCAUUUCGUCCAGAAGCGACGAAGUAUUAUAUACUUUGGUCACUGGCCAUCCUCAAACAGGAAAGGGAUUCCCUGUUGCAUACAUGGUGACAAACAACCAGACAGCCAUACCCAUCAAACUUUGGCUUGACCACCUUCGCAUCAAGAGCAGCUUCGUACCAAUGAAUAUCACCAUUGACUGUAGCAUUAUGGAGAUUAAUGCAAUCAAAGAAGCAUUAUCUCAUGCUACAAUUCACUACUGUGAUUUUCAUGUUCUUCGCGCUUGGCAGCACAACCUUGACAGCAAGAUUAAACUUAAUGCCUCUUAUACAUCAGAACAACUUGGGAAUUAUAAGACUGCACUGAAGAACUACCUGAGACACAUUCUCAUUGAGUCAAACGAAGACGUGUUCCUAAGAGCAAUUGAAGAUUUUAAACUGAUGGUUCAGGAUCAACCUCAGUUUUUGAAAUAUUUUGAGAAGAAAUGGACCGAGAACGAAGAAUUGUUGCAAAAAGAUGGGGGCGCCCAUACAUUAGCCAACAACAUCAGAGAUAUAAGAUUGGAUCGACUGAUUUUUAUCUUGACAAAUGAUGUGGAGUUCUAUUUUGAACAAGAGGUUGAGCGUAUUCACUUCAACAAUGGUAAGAUGGGUCCCAUUGAUAAUGAGUUAGUCAGAAAUUCUUUUGUUGCUUCAAAAAUCCAAAAUGACAUGCUCCCUUCCAUGAUUCUCAACCCUUUGGGUGAGACUGGUAACAGCAUGGAUGAUUAUAAUGGUGAGUGGCAAAUAAGAUCUUUCGUAACAGAAGAUAAGUGGUAUACCGUCAAUAUAUCAAAUGACUUGAUACAAAGCUGCACCUGCCCGAACUUUCUGACCCGCCAGAUCCCAUGCAAGCAUUCACAUUUGUUGAAGCGUUACUGUGGGGCAAAAUUCAGCUUCAUCGAGCAACGGGAGAUAGCAGGAGUGGUAUCAAACCGACAAGACGCUGUAAAUGCAAACGAGAACGAAGUUGAGGAAGAAGUAGAGGAGGAAUUAGAGAGUGGAGGUACUGUUGAAGAUAGAGGUGUAUAUGUCUUUGACGAAAUUGCAGCUUAUUCUGCAAUGAUGCAUUACGGCUUUGAAGAUCUUCAAACUUUGAAGACAAUUCCUGGCUUAGAUCAAACAAAGGCAGAUCUUAUAAAAAGAGCACUCGCAGAUGCUGUGAGGUUGAUGGAUGAAUAUAGAAGUGAGAACCCUUCAUAUUUUAGAAACUUGAAUACUCAGAGAUAA
This is a messenger RNA of Phycomyces blakesleeanus NRRL 1555(-), 1656 nucleotides long. RefSeq lists its product as hypothetical. The record is from RefSeq and is a predicted model, not a curated record. The transcript has 4 exons. NCBI's taxonomy places the organism in Eukaryota, Fungi, Mucoromycota, Mucoromycetes, Mucorales, Phycomycetaceae. Gene Ontology annotation, molecular function: zinc ion binding. Bases 1 to 1656 code for a protein of 551 amino acids.